CUUAACUGCAGCAACAGUACCUUUUGUGAUACCCAUCAGCAUCAUUCAUUGUGCAAGUUUGGGUUUGUAACCAUGAUGUCAAGAUUGUUUUUUCUACUUUUCUGUGGACAUGUUGCACUAAACCUGGGAAAUGCUCAGAAAUUGCCAAGAGUUAAGAGACAAAGUCUGAAAGUGCAGAUUAACACAACUGGUGACACCAUUUGCAUGAAAUAUCUUCGGCCAAAUCCAAACACCAAACUCGAAGGUUUCAUUGUGGGGUAUGGAAGUAGCUUCUACUCCAACCAAUAUAUUCCUUUGCCCACAGAUGGAAAAUCCUACAUGACUGAAGUUGAUGCAGAGCCAAGGUACUUGAUUGUAGUGCGACCUGCACGCACUUCAAAUAAGAAAACCUGCUCAGGUCAGACCAAGAUGUCCAAACCUCUGCAACUGGUAGUUGGCACUUUGACCCCAUCCUCUGUCUUCCUUUCCUGGGGCAUCCUAGUCAAUCCACAUCAUGACUGGACUGCAAUGAGUAACUGUGCUAGUGACAGGUUUUAUACAGUUCGCUACAGAGAAAAGGAUAAAAACAAGAAGUGGGCUUUCCAGCUUUGCCCAGCUACUGAGACAGUGGUGGAAAAUCUGAAGCCCAACACACUAUAUGAAUUUGGAGUUAAAGACAACACAGAAGAUGGGAUUUGGAGCAAGAGUUUCAAUCACAAGACUGUUCUAUCUAGUAAAUCAAUAAGUGGACAACUCCAGAAUACCUACAAGGUGGUACCUAAUGGCCAAACUCAGCUCACACUGCGAGAUCCUAAGAAUCUUGUCCCUGUUACAAUUAUCAAGCAAGUCAUUCAAAAUAUCACACAACGGACCUCACCUAAAACCACAGACAGAGACAGAUCCUCUCUGCCAAUACUAGUGCAUCUUAUCAUUCCAGGUCUCAAUGAAAGCCUGAAAAAACUCCCUCCUGCCCUGUCGAUAGACGAUAUAUCUCAAACAAUCGAGAAAAAAUUCUCAAAGAAUGAAACUCAGUUGUGGCCUGCUGAAUCUAAAACACCAGAAGUGCAAGAACUCUCCCCACAGUCCCUCCCAGGUACCAGUGAACCACUCCAGGAAAGCAUUAUGCCUACUGUGCCUGGUGCCCUAGAAAAAUCAGAGGCAUCUUUGGCUCACAGUGACAGUGUACUGGAUUCUGCAAAACCUAGUAUGACCCCUAAGCCUGAAUUGCCAUUGAAUAAACUGGCUCACAGUGAGAGAGCCAGUAGACUUGAAGAAACUAAAUCAACUUCUAAACCUGAACUGGCACACACUCCAACCACUCUGGCUACAAGCAAGCUUCCAGAACUUCCUAAAACAAAAACAUCUCCCCCACUACGAAAACCUGCAGGAACAUUGGUUACAAGCAAGCUUCCAGAACUUCCUAAAACCAAAACCUCUCCCCCACUUCUAAAGCCCACAGGAACAUUGGUUACAAGCAAGCUUCCAGAAUUUCCUAAAACUAAAACAUCGCCUCCACUUCUCAAGCCCACAGGAUCAUUGGUUACAAGCAAGCUUCCAGAAGACCCUAAAAUUAAAACAUCUCCCCCAAUUCAAAAGCCCACAAAAUCAUUGGCUACAAGCAAACUUCCAGAGUUUCUUGUCACUAAAACAUCUCUCCCACUUCAAAAGCCCACAGAAUCACUGGUUACAAGCAAGCUUCAAGAACUACCCAAAACCAAAACCUUUCCCCCACUUCUAAAGCCCACAGCAACAUUGGCUUCUAAAGAAAUGCAGCCGAUUUGUUCUGGAUCUAAACCUUCCGAUCUUCCAAAAAUGCCACAGACAAAACCUGCUAUCCUGAGACCAACUUCGCAAUCCACAUCUCUCCCUCCCAUGGAAACCCCAAGGACAUCAAUGGCUUUUGAUGAAACACAGCUUGUUUCUUCAACAGCCAAAAUGCCUGGCACCCCAGAAUUGCCACCGACUGAAUCUGUAACUGUUCGAACAACUCUCAGACCUGUUACACCUGGUGCUAGUAAAAAGGAGUUUGCUACAAAUAGUGCUGAACUGGAAACAUCUAUGCCUCUAAUUUCCAGAAUACCUCAUUUGUUAGGAACAACAAUGGUUUUCACUGAUAAGCAACCUGUUCUUUCAAGCCCCACAACAUCUGAUGAGCCUGAAAUUUCAGAUCCCAAACCAGAAAAAAGUGAACUUCCUUUGGAUUCUCCCACUGCUAAAGUCUCUAAUCUUCUUAAAUGGCCAAAGGCAACAUUGGCUCCAAAUGAAACAUCACUUGUUCCUUCUAAACUGAAACCAUCUGCUACUCCAGAAGUACAGCAUGUGAAACCGGCCCCUAAACCACCACUUUUGGAGCGUAGUACGCCUAAAACUUCUAGGAUUACUGACUGGCCAAAAACAACACUAGCUCCCAGGGAAACAAAGUUCAUUCCUUCUACAACUAAACCAACUGCCAGACCCAAAAUGCCACGAACUAGACCUGCUCCCAGUAAAGCAAAACCUACUCCUUCCAAACCUAAAGUCUCUCUCCAACCAGAAGAACCUAAGACAAAACCUGCAGCAACCAGGGAAUCUGUUCGUGUUCCAGUCACUACUAAAGUUUCCCACACCCUUGAACAUCCAAAGGCAACAAUGGCAUCAUAUGAGCCACAGCACACUCCAUCCAAAUCUAAAGCAUCAACAAGUGCCGUGCCAGAAAUGACAUAUAGCGAACCUGAAUCAAGUGAAACACAGUUCAUACCUUUGACGGCAAAAUCAUCUGUUGAGCCCAAAAUGCCUCAAUCUAAAGCUGUCCUGGAACCUAUUACACUUAGAACUGAACCACCAAGGUCAGCAAUAGCUCCAAAAGAAACACAACAUGUUCCUUCUAGGCCUAAACCAACACCCAAAACUCACAUACCUCAGACUAAACCUGUCCUGGAUCGUAUUACACUUAGAACAGAACGACCAAAGACUGCAAUAGCUCCAAAAGAAACACGACGUGUUCCUUCCAAACCUAAAGCAACGCAGAGCCCAGAGAUGCUAUCAACCAAACCUGUGCUGGAACCCAUUACAUUUAGAACUGAAAAACCAAAGGCAACACUAGCUCCUAAAGAUGCACGGCGUGUAUACUCCAAACCUUCCAAAACAGUACCCAGCCCAGGAGCGCCACCAACCAAAGCUGGUCCCAAAGAGACUCGACGUGUCCCACUGAAACCUAAAACAACAUCCAGCCCAGAUGUACCACAGGCAAAAACUGUUUUGGCACCUAUUGCAAUUACAACUGAACAACCAAAGCCAACAUUAGCUCCAAAAGAGACUCAGUAUGUUCCUUCCAAGCCUAAACCAUCACCUACCCUAGACGUACCACAGACCAAACCUGAAUUUAUCUCCAAUUUUUUUCCAGCCGAAAUCAUUCCAUCCCUCCAAGAACCAGUCACUACUAUAACUCCUGAACAAACAAAGGCAGCGCUUGCUCCAAAAGAAACACGGCUCGUUCCUUCCAAACCCAAAACAUCUCUCAGACCAGAAGGACCACAGACUAAAGCUGCUCCAAAAACAACAUCCUUUGGAUCAAUUAACCUUCAUCUUGUUCACAUUGUUGAUGGGUCGAAAGUGACUUUGGUUCCAAAUGAAACAACUCAGACUUCCUUCAAUCCCAAAACUGCUCGAACACCUGAAAAUCCACUGUUGAAAACUGCUUCCGAUGUGGUUCAUACAGGAACCUCUUCACCUAAAAUAACAAAACCAUUUGGCAAGCCAGAGGCAACCCUGGCACCACGUAAAGUACAGCUCCCCUCUGGAAGAGCAAAGGCAUCUGAUAAGCCACACAGCAGACCUGCUUUAAGCAGAACUACACCAGGACCUGGUAGAACAAAAACACCUGGCGUCCUGAGAUGGGAUAGACCAACAACAGAUGGUCUCACAGAAGAGGAUAUUGUCAAGUUUACUGGCAAGGACUUAGGCAUAUCAUGGGAAUCUAGUGUUUCAAAGAAAAGGCCAAUCUCUGAAAUGUUGCCACCUGAUCCUCAGCAUCCUCCUCUUGCUCCUGCCAAACCCACGCAAGUGCGAAGAAAACCAUUGCCUCCAAGCACUGUGACUGGUAAACCAGGGAGUCCAGUAAAUGUCUUGGUGCCACAAGUUCCUCCUUCUCCCAUGACCACUAUGACCCGAUAUGCAAAACCAACUAAUUCUGUGAAGACAGGAGCACCCAGAAAAUCUCCAACAGCUUCUGCUACUCCAGAAGAUUUUGUUGGUGCAACUGUCUUCAGCUCAAGCCCUACAUCAGAGACGGAUUCAUUGGGCAAACCUCGAUACACAGCCCCUCACGUCAAGUAUAUGAAAAAAGAGGAAGAUGUGCCAUGUUCCAUCACAAGUUCACUUGAAUAUUUCCCACAAGAGGAAGGUGGCAGCAAGGAAGAACCUGCUCAUCCUCCACAAAAUCCUCCUACUAACCUCACUGUGGUGACUGUUGAAGGCUGCCCUUCCUUUGUUAUCUUGGACUGGGAAAAACCAGACAACGACACAGUUACCGAGUAUGAGGUUGUAUCAACUGAAAAUGGAGCACCUACUGGGAAAAACCAGUCAAUUAUUACUACAAAUCAAACUCAUUCUGCAGUGGAAAACCUAAAGCCUGAUACAAGCUAUGAAUUCCAGGUGAAACCCAGGAACCCUCUCGGUGAAGGUCCAAGCAGCAAUACAGUGGCGUUUAAUACUGAAUCAGCGGACCCAAGAGUGAGCGAGCCAAUUUCAAUGGGAAAAGAUGCCAUCUGGACUCAAAUCCCAUUUGAAUCUGACUCCUAUUCAGAGUGCAAAGGGAAACAAUAUGUCAAGAGGACCUGGUACAAGAAGUUUGUGGGAGUGCAGCUGUGUAACUCCCUGAGAUAUAAGAUAUACCUCAGUGAUUCGCUUACAGGAAAAUUUUACAACAUAGGUGACCAGAGAGGACAUGGAGAAGAUCAUUGCCAAUUUGUGGACUCAUUUCUAGAUGGAAGGACAGGACAGCAAGUUCCGCCAGAACAGCUACCAGCCAAAAGUGGCUUUUUCAGAGCAGUUCGCCAGGAGCCUGUCAAGUUCGGCAAAAUAGGGGGUGAGACGCAUAUUAACUAUGUUCAUUGGUAUGAGUGCGGAACUUCAAUACCCGGAAAAUGGUAGAUGCUGCAUGAACUUGAUCAUGAAAAAUUCCCAUCAUUAGACCCACCUGCCUUCCCCGAAACAAGCUCAGAGAUGGAAGAGUUUAUGAUAUUCCUGUCAUUUAAACAAGUUUGCUAACGUGUAAAAGUUCGUAAAAAUCUAAUGACAAUACUGCAUUGUGUAAUAGCCUAGGCUGCUUACUGUAUUUAUCCAGUUUUACAAAUUUGUUUUAGGUUAAAACAAGGUAAGGAUAUGUUGUAGGAUAAUGUCUGGGGAAGCUGGCUCCCUGUUCUUGGUAUCGUAAGGUACGGUUUAUAUGGUAUUUUAAAAGAUUCGGUGUGUAUAUUAUUUAUCACAAUGUUGUAAUGAAUGUUCUGAGGCACAAUUGUGGCAAAGUUGACCAGGAAACUGCAAUAUGCAUUAAUUUUAAAUAUUCACUGUUUUUAUCAUAAUAUAUAAUGCCAUGUGCUUCUUGUCCAGGUGCUUCUGUAGUCUUGGGCUAUUUCCCCACUCUACUUAAACUGUAGAUUCAAAAAAAACCAAACAAACAAUAAAAGACACAAGCGCAGCUUGUAGAAGUCUA
Molecule: messenger RNA, 5671 nt
Organism: Alligator sinensis (Chinese alligator)
Lineage: Eukaryota; Metazoa; Chordata; Crocodylia; Alligatoridae
Gene: ABI3BP
Product: ABI family member 3 binding protein
Exons: 60
Coding region: 73-5109 (1678 amino acids)
Biological process (GO): extracellular matrix organization; positive regulation of cell-substrate adhesion
Molecular function (GO): protein binding
Source: RefSeq, a predicted model, not a curated record